AUGGCGCCAACGCGGUGCCUCGCCCGCGCUAUCACUCUCCGUCUCUCCACCAGGCUACUCUGCGCCCACGCGGCUCGCGCCUUCUCUACCACGACGGGCUCCCGCUCCCAAGUCGCGCCGCCGCCCACCGACGGCCAGACAAAGCGCAAACCGCUUUCAAAAGAACAGCGCGAAUUCCUCUCCUCGGCUCUCCGCGUCAACCAAGCUGGUGAACUCGCCGCCACGCUCAUCUACACGGCCCAAACACCCCCCCUCGUCCGUCGAUACCCGCACCUCCGACCCCUGAUGAAGCACAUGUACGACCAGGAGGCCAGCCACUUAGACACCUUCAAUGCCCUGCUACAUAAGCACCGCGUCCGCCCCACGGCUCUCUACCCGCUCUGGUCCGUCAUGGCCACGGGCUUGGGAUGGACGACCGCCGUCAUGGGCCGUGAGGCUGCCAUGGCCUGUACCGAGGCCGUCGAGACGGAGAUUGGCGACCACUACAACGGCCAGAUCCGCACCUUGCUCGAGAUGAUUUCCGGUUGGGAAGCUGAGGGCUACGAUGCCGGCCCCGAGAUGCAGGAGCUGGUCUCGACGCUGAGGAGGAUACGCGACGAGGAGCUCGAGCAUCUCGACCACGCCGUCGAGCAUGACGCGAAAAAAGCCGAGCCUCAUUGGCUCCUCACAGGCGUCAUAAGAGCAGGCUGUCGCGGGGCCAUAUGGGUGAGCGAGCGUGUAUGA
Molecule: messenger RNA, 723 nt
Organism: Hirsutella rhossiliensis
Lineage: Eukaryota; Fungi; Ascomycota; Sordariomycetes; Hypocreales; Ophiocordycipitaceae
Product: ubiquinone biosynthesis protein COQ7 domain-containing protein
Exons: 2
Coding region: 1-723 (240 amino acids)
Biological process (GO): ubiquinone biosynthetic process
Cellular component (GO): mitochondrial inner membrane
Molecular function (GO): 3-demethoxyubiquinol 3-hydroxylase activity
Source: RefSeq, a predicted model, not a curated record